AUGACGAUUGCGGGAAGAGAGAUGGAUGACGGUUGCGGGAUUAGAAUUGCAACGCAAGAUAUUGCUUCAGGAUGUGUGAGAGGAGGAGUGAGAAUAGCAAAGAACGAGUUCUUUGAUCCCAAGAAAGGAUGGCGUAAGGAUGAGAAAGCAAGUGUCGUGUAA
Meira miltonrushii is the source of this 162-nucleotide messenger RNA. RefSeq lists its product as uncharacterized. The coding region runs from base 1 to 162 and encodes 53 amino acids. The record is from RefSeq and is a predicted model, not a curated record. The transcript has 2 exons. Lineage: Eukaryota; Fungi; Basidiomycota; Exobasidiomycetes; Exobasidiales; Brachybasidiaceae.